AUCAGUAGCUUCCAACGAUUGGAACGGGACGAUUGGAGCUCUUUAAAUUAUUUGUAAUAAAAUAAAAGUUUAUUUUGUUUCAAAAUCUUUGUGAAAUGGCCAAUCGGAUGAGAGGAGGGGCCUGCUGUCCUUCAAGAUGUGGACCCGCCUGUCCACCUUGUCCACCCUGCCCGCCCUGUGAUCCACCUCUGGUACGUCUGAAAAAACUGUGGCCAGAGCCCUAUGAUCCCUGCUCCUUUAAGAACUGUCUGAUCUUUGGCGGUCAUGAUGAACCCUAUGUGCAACCCUUUGAUCCCAAGGCUUGUGCUCGAAUGCGUCGUAAUGAUAUAGACCGAUCUCUGGGUUACCCUAUAGGCGUAGUUUCCGGUACCAUAAUUGUAAAGGCGGGCAUUCCGAAUCAGGAGAGCGUUCGAUUUGGUGGAAAUCUCAAGGGAUUCGCUCACUCCUAUUACACCCGUCGCGAUGAAUGGAAGCCCGAGACCAUCGACAUGAUAGUAAACGAAGGUCAGGUGUUGUUCAACGAUUCUGAGAAUAUGUAUCCCCCGAAUGCGGUGGAAGCACCCGAUAUAUACGAUGAAAAUGAGCAAAGGGUUACUCGACACUUUAAAAUCAACGAUAUUGAGUUUGCCAUGGAGUUGGAGGCGCCCUUCGAAAUCUACGGCUAUGAAAAUAUCAUACACAAUCUACGCAGGAUCUUAAGAGCCUUUUUUAAGAAGGCCAAAUAUGGGAUUUUCUAUACACCCAACUGGUAUUUGCUGAUUUGGAAGGAGAAGGGUGUGUGGAUGGUAUUGGAUCUGAAUGGCAGGGAUAAGAGCACUAUGAAACCCAAUUACGAAGAGGGUUAUCCUCUGCUCUUGUGCCUGAAGUCCUUCGACAAUGUCAUUUGGUUAAUUAAAAAGGAGAGUGAUCUAGAAAAGACUUCUAGGUUUACGAUUAGAGAGAUCUUAGUGGUUCGCAUGGCCACUCCCGGAAAUACAGGACAAAGUUGGGAGCGAGAACAUGGAAUGCGAAUGAGUCAAUUCGAUGUGAUAGCCUCUGAUUAUGCCUAUGUCAAGUCCAAUCUUCAUUUAACGCUGAACUCAAAGGAUGCCCUGAGGAACCGUAGUGCCCUACCAGUUGCUGUGGCCACAGCUUUGGCCUCCAAAAUCGAUCAUCCAGCCACAUGGGACCAGAAGAUGUACGACAAGGUCAUGUGCUAUGGCGUUAAUAUGUGCAAAAAUUGCUGGGAACCCUGUGUGGAUCUCAGUAUGCCCAUGGACCUAGAUGAUUUCCCACGACAGAUUCGCAUGGGUCAGUUUGUGGCCGAGAUAAUGCUUACUCCCAAUGUUUACGAGGGCUGGUGGAAGUGUGUGCCGAUGUACAAGUUCAACGAUUUUCAUCUGAUGUUGGAGAAGGCCCUGGAUCAAAAUGAUUAUGUGAUCUUCCAAAUCAACAAUCAAAUGUACUCGCUAUGGAAGAAGUCAGACUUUAUCUAUCUAAUGGAUCCGUAUCGCCACAAUAUAGUGGGUCGCAUUUUAGAGGAGGGUGAGGAUCCGAAGAGUGCUACGGUCAGGAUGUUCGGAAAUAUGGAUCGUCUGUUGAGUGUCUUUCAUCAGAUUCUACUAGAAUCGAACCGAUCGGCUAUUUUCCAUAUACAUACUCUAAGGAUAAGAAAUAUAACUGAAUGUCCUCCCGGAACUGCUCCUGCUUUACUUCCUCCCGAUGAAGAUGUGGAGGUACGAUCUCUUAAUGAGAACAUUCGCUUCGAUGAGAACUACGACAAGUGCCUGCAAGAGCUGGGCGAGAUUAGCGACUUUGAGGAGGAUCUGGUCUCUGAGAUCGAACCCAUUGUGGAGGUCAGUUCCUCCGAGGAGAUGGUCGAGGAGGAAGAAGGUGGUGGCGGCGGAGAAGUCGAAGGAGGCGAGGGAGAAGACGAUGAAGAUUAGCCCCAAGGACUUCUUCUCAAUAGAAAAUUUUCGGUAUUUCUUAUACAUUUUUUACUUCAAGGUUUUCAGGAUUUACGAUUUAAUUAUUUCAUUAUCUGAUCAUGUGUACAAAUUUAGAAUAUAAAUUUAAGUCAAUCAA
Drosophila subpulchrella is the source of this 2064-nucleotide messenger RNA. RefSeq lists its product as uncharacterized. The record is from RefSeq and is a predicted model, not a curated record. NCBI's taxonomy places the organism in Eukaryota, Metazoa, Arthropoda, Insecta, Diptera, Drosophilidae. The coding region runs from base 96 to 1925 and encodes 609 amino acids. The transcript has 2 exons.